Eriocheir sinensis (Chinese mitten crab) is the source of this 962-nucleotide messenger RNA. RefSeq lists its product as uncharacterized. NCBI's taxonomy places the organism in Eukaryota, Metazoa, Arthropoda, Malacostraca, Decapoda, Varunidae. The record is from RefSeq and is a predicted model, not a curated record. The transcript has 3 exons. The coding region runs from base 300 to 941 and encodes 213 amino acids.
UUGACUCCCAUUUAGCCAUUUCCAUGGAAAAUAGUAACAAAAGAAGUUGAAGAGUACACUUUGUCAGAGCAAAAAGUGUCAAGCUCUGAUGUGUUGUUGAAAUAAGAGAAGUCAAGUAUGUAAAUCUAGUAAGGUAUCAUGGUGGGGCCAAGGAGAGAGGGAUGGAGUAUUACUUUGGGUGUGUCAGUUCAGUGCAAUGCUUGUCUCCAGGUGUGCAGCGUAGGGUAGCCUGAGCACCUGCCAAGCCGGUCACAGUGAUAGAGCCUCAAGAAGACCAAGAAGCUGUAUUGCCUAGGACCAUGUCUGACUCCAGCAGCUCAGAUGAGGAGGCGUCACGGUUCAGGGAGGUGUGUGACCCCACCCUGUGGAGGACAGCUGUGCAGGGAGCCACCAAGAAUGAAACCUGCAGAGCGGAGGCAUCUGACGAGAAGCCCCAGCGCCCCAGUCAAGGCGACCAGAGGCAGGCCUUCAUGCUGCUGGAGAAGAUACGCACAACCCUUGCCGAGGCGCAUGGCAAGGCAGGGUGUGUGGGGCUGAGGCAGAAGGAUGGCCAUGGUCCCGGCACACAGGGCAAGGCUUCGUCGGGCAGGGCAGAGGCCAGCACAGCGAGGGUGGCCAUGGCUGCCCCAUCCACACUCUCUCCCUUCCUGGCCAAGCAGCUCACCUCAAGACUGGACGGGAGUGUGAAGUACCAGGGUGGCCAGGAGCACAGACUGACCAAGGAUGGCAGUGGUGAUUGUGGUGGUGGCCAACCCCUCCACCAUCCCCUCCGCCUCCUGACCAACCUGCCGCUCGCCCCUCAAGGCAGCACUGACCCCACACACGCAGCAGCCAGGAGGAGCAGGCCGGACAGAAUUCCCAAGAGACUCUCCUACUUUGAUGGCUGUGAUGCGGUGAGUCAUGGGUUGUGUCUGUGGGUGUUUCCAUGGGUAGUGUUAUGAGCCCAGUAAUAGCUUUGGCUU